This is a messenger RNA of Capsicum annuum, 468 nucleotides long. RefSeq lists its product as uncharacterized. The transcript has 2 exons. Bases 1 to 468 code for a protein of 155 amino acids. NCBI's taxonomy places the organism in Eukaryota, Viridiplantae, Streptophyta, Magnoliopsida, Solanales, Solanaceae. The record is from RefSeq and is a predicted model, not a curated record. Gene Ontology annotation, molecular function: calcium ion binding.
AUGACAGAAUAUGCAAAUAGUUGUAGUUCGGUUAGAGACAUUCAACCGAUUAAUUUAGUUUUUGAUGAAAUUCCGUCGUUUAAUCUUGGUUUAACACAAGAUGAAGACGUUAACGUGUGUUCUACUAGCAUGGAAGAGCUGAGAUCGAAGCAGCAUAGCGAUCCUGUAAAGACUGUGAAAAUCAUGAAACAGAAAAAAGUCCAUUAUUCAGCAGAUGGGAAACUCGAAAUGAAUUUGGAAGAGUUCAAGGAAUGGUUGAAGAAGUUUGAUGUAGACAAGGAUGGGAAAAUAAGCAAAGAAGAACUUCAAGAGGUGGUGCGAUCCACCGGAGGUAGGUUUUGCCGGAUAAAAGGCUGGCGGGGGAUGAAAUUUGCUGACACUAACAAGAGUGGAUUUAUUGAUGAAAAUGAACUCAAUAAUCUUGUAGAGUUUGCACAAAAAUAUUUACAUGUGAGGAUUGUUUAUUAA